Danio rerio (zebrafish) is the source of this 4300-nucleotide messenger RNA. NCBI's taxonomy places the organism in Eukaryota, Metazoa, Chordata, Actinopteri, Cypriniformes, Danionidae. The record is from RefSeq and is a predicted model, not a curated record.
ACAGUCUAUUCAAUCUUUAUAGGAAGCCAUGCCGGGAUGCAUUCAUACUGUACUGCUGCUGGCCGACAGAGAUCUGGCUCUACGCAUGGAGAAAACCUCUUCUAUACAGGUGGAGCUGCUGACAUCACUCAAGUCUCUCUAUAAACAUGUGGACGUUUCUCAGCUUCCCACUGAGUUUGAAGGCACUUUCCCUUAUGCACACAGCAGCUGGGUCAGCUUUAGAAUGAGGUUGGAGCAGUUGACCAGUCAUUGUGAAGAUGCUGUGAGCCUGCUUCAGAACACCAUAAGCAAACUGGAGUCCACAGUGCUGCCCCCUACAGCAGAGGAGGCUCAACUCUUACUGUGUAAGUACAGAGAGCUGAUGAGGACGGUUCUGGAGGACAGCAGGCUGGUGCGACUACAGUUGGAGGGAGGAGCAGCUCUGUCCCGUUUACGAAAAGAAGAGACCAGCGUUAGUCUCACAGAGGACUACAGAGAUGCCAUUGAAAGUGCUGGCCGUUUGUAUAACCAAGUGGACGAGCUGGUUCACAGACUGGUGAUGCUGUCCAAUAAAUGCACACAGGAACUGGAAUUCAUCAUGGAGUUUAAGAGCCUGGAGGAGGGAUUCAAAGAGGUUAGUCAGUGGAUAGAAGAGGUGGGAGAGUCUCGUCUGCAGACGCUGAGCGAGCUGGAGGAUUCCUUGGAGCAGUUACAUCAUAAGCAGAGCAUCUUCAGAGAAUUUUACACAGCUGCAUAUGAACACUGUAAGAGUGGUGAAGCUCUCCUCAAGCGUUUAGAGAAGUGGGAAGACGUCUCCUCUGCAGAGCUGCAAGUGUAUGAGGUGAAAGUACGUUCAUUCUGGGUGCAUCUGCGGGAUUUCUCUCAGCGAGUGGAGGACACCAAGGAUAAAAUAGACAAGACUGUUCAACUCUAUGAGUUCUUUGAUAAGGCAUAUGAAUGGGCUCUAGAGGGCAUGCGUCAUUUGGCGUGUGUCAGUAUGGAGGAUUGUGGCAUGUCUGAAAAGUGUCAGAGCGUGAUCACGUGUUUGGAGACUUACCGCAGUCAGCACCCCCCGAUCCCUGAUGCACACUUCCAGGAGAUGAAGGACCUCGCUGGGGAACUGAAAAGCGAACAGGGCCUCAAGCAGUGGAAGUUUGCCUGGUCCAAGUGUCAGGAGACCAAGCAGAUGUUUGAAAAGAAGCUGGAGAUGGCCCUGCGUUCCCGCCGUGACAGCGACUCCAAGUCAGUAAGGAGUGACUCUUCUCGUCGUAACUCAGAUGUUAGCACUAAACACCAAGAGCGUAGCAGUAGCAUCUCCUUCUCAUGUCGGAAAGCGUUCGGCGGAGCCUGGGGUCGAGAUAGACUUUCCUCACAUUCUAGCACAUCCUCAACUCCCAGUAGCCCUUCAGGCAUUCGUCUGGAUGCCCGUGACACUGUCCGAACUCCAACAGGAAGUCCAUACAGCAUUGAGCACAGAAUCCCCCACAGCACCCCUGUCAGAUCCCACAGGCUAACACGUAGCAUCUCCACAGAUGAGUCUCCUCAGAGCCCACAUGCAGAGGGGCUAGCGUCCACAAGCCCAAGCGGCACUUCUGUUCAAACAAACCGCAGGGUUUUGCGGAAGACCCAGAGCUUCGAUACAGCUGGCAGUGAGCCUGUGUCACAGUACGGGACCUGUCAGAGGACUUUGAGUGAGCCUGCACGCAGAGGAAACACAGGGGUGUUCAUUAAGGGUCUGGAGGUGAGCAGCACUGAAGUGAUUGAUAGGCCGUACAGUCCACGACUACCACCCAUCCAUGGAUGGUCUUCAAUUGAUGCACACCGCAGCGGGAGUCCUGCUCCAGAAACGCGCAGCAAGGGCAGCAAGUUACGACACAUUGUAGAUGAGAUGGUGACAACAGAGCGGGAAUAUGUGCGUUCCCUGCGGUAUAUCAUUGACAACUAUUUCCCUGAGAUGGAGCGCGCUGUCCUGCCGCAGGAUCUGCGGGGAAAGCGGAGCGUCAUAUUUGGAAAUCUGGAGAAACUGGUGGACUUUCAUAGUCAGUAUUUCCUAAAAGAGCUGGAGAGCUGCUGUAAUCAUCCUCUACGCGUCAGCCACUGUUUCCUACGACAUCAAGACCAGUUUAGCCUCUAUGCAUUAUACAGCAAGAACAAGCCAAAAUCAGACACACUCCUGGCCAGCCAUGGAAACAACUUCUUCAAGCAUAAGCAGAUGGAGCUGGGAGAUAAGAUGGACCUGGCAUCGUACCUGCUGAAGCCCAUCCAGCGCAUGAGUAAAUACGCUCUUCUGCUGAAAGACCUGAUCAAAGAAGUGAGCGAGGUCCAGGAGCAGGAACUUACAUACCUGCGAGCCGCAGCAGAGAUGGUCAAGUUUCAGCUCCGCCAUGGCAAUGAUCUACUCGCCAUGGACGCUAUCAGAGAUUGUGAUGUGAACCUAAAAGAGCAAGGACAGUUGGUUCGUCAAGAUGAGUUCACGAUUUCAUAUGGCAGAAAGAAGUGCCAGAGACACGUGUUCCUAUUUGAGGACCUAGUGCUCUUCAGCAAACCCAAGCGCAUCGAGGGUGGACUAGAUGUUUACAUAUACAAGCAUUCUUUUAAGACGGCUGAUGUGGGUAUGACAGAGACGUCAGGUGAGAACAGUCUGAGGUUUGAAAUUUGGUUUCGGAGGAGAACUUCAAAGAACCAGACCUACAUUCUCCAGUCCAGCACUGCUGACAUCAAACAUGCCUGGACUUGCGACAUCGCACGAAUACUGUGGCAGCAGGCCACGCGAAACAAAGAAAUUCGAAUGCAGGAGAUGGUCUCAAUGGGUGUGGGCAAUAAACCCUUCCUGGACAUUAAACCCAGUGAUGCUGCAAUCAACGACAGAGCCAUCGACUACAUUAUGAAGGGCAGAGGAGCUAGAACGAGAGCCUCCAUUGCUGUUUCUCUGUUUGACCACUCAAACCCAUUCAAAAGAGCUGCAGUAAACACCCCCGUCAGCGGGACCCCGGUGUCUGGCGGUCCUUCCUCAUCCACCCUGCUGGGGCCCUUGAAUCUGCACAUGUACAGCAGCCAAAGUCUGUUGGCGGGGGAGAGACCUCUGAUUGGCCCCUGCAUCGAGGAGGACGAGCUGGAGCAUGAGACCAGUAGUCAGCCCUCUAUGACUACAGAGAGUUCGGGUUCGUCGUCUCACUGUCUGUCUGGCAGUGGCUCUAGCGGAUCAGACAGCGGCUGUGUGUCCAGUCACCUUCCUGAGGCUUUGUCUGAGGAGCCCAGCUCACCUUGUGACUCCUCGUGUUAUUCCUCCAUCACCUCUCCCACGCAGGAGAAGCCCUGCUUUAACAGCCAGUAUAUCUCAGCGGGGGAUGCUCAGGUGAUCGGACCCUCUACUAUAGUCUGAGCUGCUGCAGUUUAAGAGCCAUCUGCUUCAGAUUGAGAAGACGUUGCCACACUGAAGAGGAGUUCAGAGCUAGUAUUUAUUAUUUCUCCUGAGUGCCAGUAAAUCUCACACAGAGCACUCCAGAUAGCACUGUUUCUCUUUCUCUUUUUAAGCCACUUUUAGCUUCAAUAGCUUUUAUAUAAAUUUACGAAUGAUCUAUAAAACUGAACCAAUAUUCUUGUAUUUAUCUUCAAGUGUUAAGAUACAGUAGUGUUUUGAGCUGUAUUAUUAACUGUAAAUACUGUAGUAGUGUACAGUAGACUUCUGAACUGUUGCGAUUAAUCAGUUCACACACUUGUUUUGUGUUGUUUAUUGCCCACUUUGCUGCAGACUUCAGCUGGUUUGAUUUAGAACAAAUGCCCAAUGUUUUUAGGCAUGUCUAGAUUUCUGAGCAUCAGUACACUAAAGACGUUAAGCAGUGUUGUAGAGUUUCUGUUCUUUCUGAUGUCUUCAUAGUCUGUGGACCUGUGGUCAGUUCAUUCAGUAUGGUAUUCAUUCAGAUUUUACAACUGACCUCAGGUCAGCUCUGCCCAGCACUGCUGCUCCUGGUUGCUGGGUAUUGCUGCUGCCUGUUUGGAGAUGGGAGAGCUUUUCAUUUCAGUUCUGUUAUUUACAUUAAUAAGUAUAACAAAACAACAUGUAAAUUGUAAAUAGUUGCACCAGUGGUGCGUUGAGGACAUAGCCUUUAGGAAGUAAUGUUUAUACAUGUUAACCAGUCAACACAAGAAUCACUUAAGUGCCAUUCUUUGUUGCCAAACCAAAUUGGAAGUGUACAAACAAAAGAUAAUAAAAACAGUUCCACUUCUAGUUGGAGUUACGAGUGUCUACUCCAGUGUUUUAUUUUUCAAUCUUAACAAGUUCACUCAGAAGUAAUAAAGACCGAUUGCUUUGUACCUGUAA